This is a messenger RNA of Capronia epimyces CBS 606.96, 489 nucleotides long. RefSeq names its product large subunit ribosomal protein L18e. Gene Ontology annotation, cellular component: ribosome; cytosolic large ribosomal subunit. The record is from RefSeq and is a predicted model, not a curated record. Lineage: Eukaryota; Fungi; Ascomycota; Eurotiomycetes; Chaetothyriales; Herpotrichiellaceae. The transcript has a single exon. Gene Ontology annotation, molecular function: structural constituent of ribosome; RNA binding. The coding region runs from base 1 to 489 and encodes 162 amino acids. Gene Ontology annotation, biological process: translation.
AUGACUGACUAUCGAAUGUGUGGAACAGGCCGAACCGACUCCAACUUCAACAAGGUGGUGCUCAAGCGCCUGUUUAUGUCCCGCAUCAACCGUCCUCCCAUGUCAAUCUCGCGCAUUGCCAGCAAAGUGUCGACCGAGUCAGCACAAAAGGCUUACAAGGACAAGACCAUUGCCAUCGUCGGCACCGUGACUGACGACAACCGUCUGUUGACCGUCCCGGAGCUCCACAUUGCUGCCCUGCGAUUCACCGCGACUGCCCGCGCCCGCAUUGAGAAGGCCGGAGGCGAGUGCUUGACUUUCGACCAACUGGCCCUGAGACACCCCACUGGCAGCAACGUCUUGCUGCUGCGAGGACCCAAGAACGCCCGCGAGGCCGUCAAACACUUCGGUUUCGGACCCCACAGCCACAAGAAGCCCAAGGUCGAGAGCAAGGGUCGCAAGUUUGAGCGCGCCAGAGGCCGAAGACGGUCCAAGGGUUUCAAGGUGUAA